Messenger RNA from Mangifera indica (mango), 1648 nucleotides. RefSeq names its product organic cation/carnitine transporter 7-like. The record is from RefSeq and is a predicted model, not a curated record. Gene Ontology annotation, molecular function: transmembrane transporter activity. Gene Ontology annotation, biological process: transmembrane transport. The transcript has 6 exons. Lineage: Eukaryota; Viridiplantae; Streptophyta; Magnoliopsida; Sapindales; Anacardiaceae. Gene Ontology annotation, cellular component: membrane. Bases 101 to 1543 code for a protein of 480 amino acids.
UUUUAAUUUUUGCAUGAAGGCUGGUAGUUGUUGAAACACUGUAUUUGGCCAGUUCCGUUUAGCCAUUUUGGACUUCUGACUUCUGAGGAUUGGUGUUGAGAUGGAUGAUGAAAGGCUUGUAUAUACGCUUGAUGAAGCACUUAAUAAUGUGGGGUUUGGGAAGUUUCAAUUUCUCCUCCUCCUUUUUGCUGGACUGGGUUUGGUUGCAGAAGCCAUGGAAGUUAUGAUUCUGUCAUUCAUAGGACCUGCAAUUAAGUCAGAGUGGGGACUUUCAUCUAGUCAAGAAUCACUUUUAACCAGUGUUGUUUUUGCUGGGCUGCUUCUUGGUUCAUAUUCUUGGGGCUUUAUAUCAGAUAAUUAUGGUAGAAGGAAAGGUUUUCUUGGCAUAGCUGUGGUAGCUAGUGUGACCGGGUUAUUGAGUGCUUUAUCCCCGAACUAUAUAUUAUUGGUUACUCUCCGUGGUUUGGUUGGUUUUGGCCUAGGCUCCGGGCCUGUAUUCUUAACCUGGUUUCUAGAGUUUGUACCUGCUUCCAAUAGAGGCAUGUGGAUGGUUGUCAUAUCAAUUUUCUGGACACUUGGAACGAUAUCUGAGGCUUCACUUGCAUGGGUUGUCAUGCCAAGAUUAAAUUGGAGGUGGCUUCUAGCCUUGUCCUCUGUGCCCUCAAUUGCUGUGCUGCUUUUGUUUGGUCUUGCACCCGAGUCUCCGAGGUAUUUAUGCAUGGCUGGUAGGAGUUCUGAUGCGCAUCACAUUCUGGAGAAAAUAGCUGUGAGGAACAGGACAAAUCUUCCUUCUGGAAUGCUUUUUCCUUAUAACAAUGCCAGACUGGAUAAUGGAUUUGUUAUUCCAGAACAUAAACCUCUGCUUUCUUCACCUGAAAACAAAUCGAUGAAAGUCAAAUCUGGAAGCUCUCCAUUUGUUAUGCUUUUUUCAUCAAGAUUAAUCAAAACAACCUUACUGCUUUGGGUCCUAUUCUUUGGAAAUUCAUUCUUAUAUUAUGGGAUUGUCUUGUUGACAUCAGAGCUAAGUAGCAGGCAAACUAAAUGCGGUUCAACACUCUUGUUUUUACAAAAAGCUGAUGAUGCAAGUUUAUUCAUUAAUGUAUUUAUCACUAGCUUGGCAGAGCUUCCUGGUCUUCUUUUAUCUGCAUUAAUUGUGGACAGAGUUGGUCGCAAAAUGUCCAUGACAAUUACGUCUGUUUUGACUUUUAUGUUUCUCCUACCACUGAUUAUCCAUCAGCCUGUAACUUUAACAACAGCAUUAUUGUUUGGAGCUCGGAUGUUUGCCAAUGGAACCUACACAAUUGCCAGUAUCUAUGCCCCAGAGGUGUAUCCGACUUCAGUAAGGGCAACCAGUUGUGGCAUUGCAAGUGCUAUGGGAAGAAUCGGAGGGAUGGUAUGCCCCUUGGUGGCUGUGGGAAUGAUCAGUAAUUGCCAUCAAACAUCAGCCAUAUUUGUGUUGGAGUGUGUAGCUGUUUUUUCAGUAGUAUGCAUACUACUCUUCCCCUUUGAAUCCAAGGGACGAGAAUUGGCUGACACUUUUUAACACAACCGUUAAUUCAAAAAUAUAAAUUUAUAUAUUUGAAUUAAAGAUAGAACAUUUUGUUUUUAAGAAUUUUGUGUUAUAACAUUGUGAUAGAACUUUUCUAGA